CACUGUUGAUUCUAGAUGAGGUAUAGUACAAGGUUCGUUACGUGGAUCAUCAUAAGGCCAAAAAAAACAAACAAACAAAAAAAAAACACUAAUAUAAACACAAAAUCUAUUAUAUUUCCAUCCAGAACUAUUAAGUUAGAUUUCUGUGAGGCUGGCAACAUGAGAUCAAGUAUGUCUUAAAUAGCCCAUGAUAAAGGUUGUUUUGGCUUAAUGAGUUUUGGGUGGUCUACCCCCCACGCCCCCCAUUACCCCAAUGUCGUCAUAGGUGCAUAAACGUUGGGUAAUGUUUUGGUUGUCCAGCAGGGUUGAUCCGGGUUUAAUUCUGCCAGACUGCCCCCCUGUGGAUAAGUAAUGAACGCAUAGAGUUUGUGCCCACCCAGCCUAGCCAGCAAGGUUACACAUUAACCGGUGCUUACUCUCUCACUCAGGGCUACUAAAGACGGCACUCUGUCCAAGGCAUGCUGCCGCUCAGCCGCCGCAUCUUACCAUGGGCGACUUCACCGACUGCAACCACUCCACAGACGACCGGGCUUUCUCAGAGGACGACAUAACUGUAGUGUUUCACAAAGUUGCCAACCAUGACGACGACGACGACGACGGUGACGGCGGCGGCGGCGGCGACGAGGAGUGCGGUGGUGAUGAGCGGACGGCGGAGCGGAUUCGUUUACAAAGUAACAGCCAUGUGUCGUUUGAUAACGGCAACGCCGAGGAGGAUGAGGAGACGGAAGGAAGCGCAAAUUCAGCCGCUGACAACGAGAGGAAGACGCUUUGUCCGCCGGCGUUUUGCUUUCAGAGCAAGCCUACAUUCCAAGGAGGAAGUGCACUCACAGCCCCAGAGAAGCAGAAGAGAUGUCCAGGCCUCGGUUUGUUCUAUGGUCUCCUAUCUACAAUCUUCUUCUCCAUCAUUGCUCUCCUGGUGAAAACCAUUCAGGGAGUCCAUGCUGUAGAGAUCAGUGCCAUUCGCUGCUUCUUUCAGAUGCUCUUUGUCACACCGUUGCUCAUCUAUCACAAAACAGGUUUCCUUGGUCCCAGGGAUAAGCGUGUGUAUCUGGUGCUGCGGGGUUUCCUCGGUUCCAACGCCAUGAUCCUUCUCUACUACGCUGUACAACAGAUGCCACUUGCAGAUGCCACUGUCAUUAUGUUCAGUAACCCUGUCUUUACCUCUCUGCUGGCCUGGAUCUUCCUGAAGGAGAGAUGUACCAUCUGGGACUGUGUCUUCACUGUUUUUACCCUCACCGGAGUCAUCCUCAUCGCCCGGCCACGCUUCCUCUUUGGCGAACGUCUCCAUGGCAUUGAGGGCAACUACACUAACCACAUCAAAGGAACUAUCGCUGCCUUUGCAGGAGCUAUUGGAGCUGCGUGCACCUUUGUUGUCCUUCGCAAGAUGGGGAAGAGUGUCCAUUACUACCUCUCUGUCUGGUACUACGCCGUUAUUGGCUUAAUCGAGUGUGUCAUUACUCUCUUCAUCCUUGGAGAGUGGACCAUUCCAAACUGCGGUCGUGACCGCUGGAUCCUGAUGCUGAUUGCUAUCUUGGGCAUUGCAGGCCAGACCUUCCUCACCAAGGCCCUGCAGAUAGAGAAGGCUGGGCCUGUGUCCCUGAUGAGGACUGUGGACGUGGUGCUGGCAUUCAUCUUCCAGUUUAUUUUCUUUAACCGAGCACCAACCUGGUGGAGCCUCGGCGGGGCACUGUGCGUGGUGGCGAGCACCAGUGGAGUAGCACUUCGGAAGUGGUACAGCAGCACUCAUAAAAGCUGAGGAGAAAUGUUGCAACAAAAUAUUCUAGCAUGACUAUUUAUUAUAUUUAGUUUAUUUUGUAAUUAUUCUUCAUCCUUUGAUUAUUCUAUAUUGUUUGCCAACUUUACCUUUAUUUCUAUCCUAUCCUGUUAUUUUUUAUUUAUAUUUAUAUGAAUAUAACUAUAAUGGAAGGAAAAGAUACAAAAAGAGUAGAUCUAAGUAGCUGCUGAGCCGUAUUCUGCCCCCCUAGAGCCCAUGAAGCUAACUUAUAGAGAUCUACUGUGUUCAGUAGAUUUUCUCUGUUUGACAGUGUGAUAAAAUAUGUGUGAAUGGGGUGAAAGUUUAAUUUCACCAUCACAAAGUUAUCUGAUUCUCAUUUUCCUCUAGAUAGCAAUGAAUGCCUAGCUGGUGACAGUGGGUAAGGAUGUCCUGUUUUCUCUUGCUCAUUAUCAUGUUGCACUUAGUGAUAUUCUUAGCACUAAACAAAAGGUCAGUCAGUUUAUGGAGUAUCAAAUGGACAGGGUUUAUUGCAUCAGGACUGUUCAGGUAAUUUUAGGUAAGCUGUCAGUCAUAGAAAACUAAACUAAAACAUUCUUGUGGAGUUGAAACUACAAACAAGUCCAGUUAAGUAGGGGAAAAAAUAUUGUUCACAUACUGAUUUUAUCAGCUCUGGUGAUGGCAGUCCAACUGCAAUCAGUUUUUAAGCCACAAUACGUGGGAAAAAAAUGUGUGAUACAAACCAAAGAGGCAACUUUUUAACAUGAGAUUUUCCACAGAUUUUGAAGCCUUAUCUGAACAAAUAAUGUCCAUGCAGUGACCUGAAAUUAUUUAUGACUACUGUCAGAUGCAAGCCUUGUAUCUCCAAAGGGUAAUAAAACAGAAGCUAGUCAUAAAUCAGCCCUGAUUGCCAUUCAGGGUUAAAGUUAUACAACCGACUGAGAGUUUUAUUGGCCCCUGACUCUUGGUAAACAUUUAUCUACAUUAAUUAUGACAACAUUGAAACUGUUAAUUUCAGGUAAAAUAAUCAAAAUACCCCACCAAAAUUAGAGUUACAGGGCUUUCACUUGAUGGAAGUGUCAUGCUUUAAGGUACUCUCAGGGAUCUGUAGUCUCAGAUAUAUAAGGUUUUUACACACACAUUGGAAUUAAUCUAAAUCUAAGCCAGAAUUGUUAUCCUUUUUUAAAAAAAAAAAAAAAAAGAAAGAGAGAAAGAAAGAAAGAAAGAAAGAAAAAAAAAACAGCUUAAUGCCCAACUUAAUUUUUCUCCAAUCUUCCCAUUAUUCUGUGACAUAUCAAAAGAUGAAAUUACUAAUGUUCUUUUAAGUGCCUUAAACAGGAAAGUGGAGCUGCUUAGGAACUGCCUGAAAAAGACUGUAGCUCCAUGCAGCAGCUCUCAGGUGUGAACACUCUCAUCAAUAUGAAUGCAAAACAGUCAGCUUUCCUUUAAUAAUCAAAACUUUAAAAAAAAAAAAAAAAAAUCAUAAUGGAAUCAAUGAUGAAGUCAAACAAAUUAAAAAAAAAAAAAAAAAAAAAGAAAGAAAUAGGCCUUGGUGUCACAUCAGGGAAUUUUCUCCCCACAAUGGCCACAUUCAUUUCUUCGUGAGGACCCAGCCUUCCCAUUAUGACAAGCACAACACAUUAUUGUAUUGCUGAAUCAGUCAGUUAGUUAAUAUUCUUUUAUUGAACAAUUUCUUUUUUGGGGGUGGGGGUGGGGGGUGUUUGCACUUUAUGUUUUCCUGAGGCUUUUUGAAGUAUCUAUGUACCUCAUGGCAAGAUAGCAAUACGAGUUUAUAAGUUUAUAUUUUUUAUCUGGUCAAUAAGCAGUUAACCAGCUGCCAUUAAAUGGAUGGCAUGGAUGAAAUGAGAAAGUGUCACAGAAAUGCCAUGAUAAUUCAAGAAAUUAAAGGAUAGUACAAAACAGAGUAGAUGAUUGCUUCAGUUAAUUACAAGUUAACAUGUGCUUGUAAAAAGACAGUUUCUUGAAUUAGCAAGAAGAACAAGAAGUGAAAUCACUGAUUGUGACUAUCAGGAGGUCUAGAGCCAGCCUCGAGUGGCUGUUCUAAGAUCACUGUAGGGGCAAAUUUGACAAGUACCAUCCACAUAAUAGGUAAUAAAGUAAGACAAAGUAUUAAACAUGUAUUUCCAAGCAACAAGAUGGUCCUUUGUGCCAACAGGAACACUGCUAUGGCAACUUGUUUCGUCGCGUUGCCCAAAAACUUGUGUGAACUUUGUGUGAUUGCAGUGCAGAACAGAUGUGAUCUUUGCACAUAGAUGUUUCUAGGAAACCAAAAUAAUUUUUCUGUCUGCAGUUGCACACAUUUGUAGUGUAACAUUUCAGUGAUAAAGCAGUUUCCCACUGUAAGACUUGUAGCAUUGAGGGAAUAUUUGGGUGCAGCAGAGUUACAGUCUGUUAUCCAGUAUUCUUAAAGUUGACCCUGCUGAUUUUCACAACACUGCUGUACCUGUUAACCUGUUGAGAACUGUCAACACUGCUGCAUCGUCAGUUACUUUCCAUUCAAUAUCCGACCUCUGAGUUUGCACAUUAUUAUUUUGUCAAGCAAAAUGUCUUAUAAGCAUUCAAAUACAUUUAAACAUCGAUUAAAAUGGGAUUAGGUAAAUGAGGAGUGGUCCUUCAGCGCAUGGCACAUGUGGUAUGCGAAUGCUAAAAUAUAGCAAUGUUCCCUUUUUUAAAGUUUUGAUGAAAGCACUUUCCUACACUGAGCUGAGUGUCUUUUCAAUUAGACUUUUUUCUCCCUUUCAGUAAUUUGCUGUGGCUUGAAAUAUUUCUCAGUUGUGCACAAUCAUUGUGGAAGUACAUUACUUUACCUAGGUUUAGCUCAUCGAGCUCUUCAUUUUCUGCCAGUAUCAUUCUCAUUAGAGAUGCACUGAUACCAUUUUUUUCACUGCUGAUAGCAAUUGUGAGUGUUAAACUUUAAGUAUCGGUCGAUACAAAGUGGUGAUCCGAUCCAUUUGCUUUUAUUGAGUAGUACAGACAUUAUAUGGCUUCAUCUCUAUAUGUUUUGAGUAAUGUAAAAUCCGUCUAUGUAAAAUAACAUGAAAAUCAGGUUGGUUUGCUUUGAUUUUACGCAUAAUCGUAGUAUCUGAUUUUAGUAUGGGGUAAGUUAAUUGAUAUCAAUACCUUAUUAUAUCCUGGUAUUAACGCCAGGUUAUAUGAGAGUAGCAUUUUUUACACAGUAUGCUGUUUGUAAAGCACUGUGGCCUUUAUUCAUUGUUCAUGGUAGAACGUUAGUCAUGUCAGAUCUUCACAUACAUUUUAUGUUGCUGUUAAUUGAUUUGCUUUAACAUUGAGUUUUUUUUUUUAUCAUUAUCAUUAUUAUUAUUAUUAUUAUUAUUUCUAUGAGUAUUGGUUAAGCUGACUUACAUGCUAGUAGUGCAAGCACAAUGUAUUGUAUUUAUAUAAAGUGCAAAAUGGUUAGUGUGUUCAUGUGUUUCAGUACCUACAAGCCUUACAAACCUACACAAAAACUCAUAGGAAUUUAUUACUAUGCUUUAACAGUAUUUAUUUUACUAUUUCUAUACUGUGUAACAUCAGAAUAUUCUAAAAUAUGUUUCUAUUCAUCUAAGAUGAUGGAUAAUAUUCUAGGAAUACAUUAUGAUUCAGAAAUAAAUUUCAUACGAGUUUCUAA
Molecule: messenger RNA, 5381 nt
Organism: Myripristis murdjan (pinecone soldierfish)
Lineage: Eukaryota; Metazoa; Chordata; Actinopteri; Holocentriformes; Holocentridae
Gene: slc35g1
Product: solute carrier family 35 member G1
Exons: 5
Coding region: 488-1756 (422 amino acids)
Biological process (GO): regulation of cytosolic calcium ion concentration; calcium ion export across plasma membrane
Cellular component (GO): plasma membrane; endoplasmic reticulum membrane
Source: RefSeq, a predicted model, not a curated record